Molecule: messenger RNA, 1888 nt
Organism: Scophthalmus maximus (turbot)
Lineage: Eukaryota; Metazoa; Chordata; Actinopteri; Pleuronectiformes; Scophthalmidae
Exons: 11
Coding region: 274-1386 (370 amino acids)
Biological process (GO): D-serine catabolic process
Molecular function (GO): D-serine ammonia-lyase activity
Source: RefSeq, a predicted model, not a curated record
CUCUUUCAAUAGACGAGCAUCGAUUUUCAAGCGGUGGCUUCGCUAGAACGUGUUUCGCACAGGGAAUCUGUCCUGGACGUGGAAUAAGGAGGAGACCAGAGCAACAUGCCAUUGUAUCGGGAUAAGUUUGCCAGCUUAACAAGCAUUUAGUUUCCCGUGGAUCGGCAGUGCGCGUGGAUUAGGAUAAUUUGAUCAUCAACCCCCUGGUGACGACAGCCUUUCUUGAAAUACCCAGCCUCACCUUCACCUGCAGCUGCCAAGUGUGCUGCCAGUAUGGAUGGGGAGCCCCUCUCAGCCCUGUGUUCCCCUGCCCUGGUGGUGGAUGUGGACAAAGUGAGGAGAAACGCAGAGAGGAUGAUUGAACGCUGUCAGGAGCUGGGGGUCCAGCUUCGGCCACACAUGAAGACACACAAAACCCUUGAGUGUGCUGACAUCAUGACGGGUGGAUCACGCAUGUGCAUCGUGGUGUCCACACUCGCAGAGGCCUGUUUCUAUGCUGACCACGGAUAUGAUGACAUCCUCUAUGCUUACUCUGUUCCCUUUGAUAAGGUAGAGCGGUGUGCAGCCCUGUCAGAGAGGCUCGAUCUCUUCCAGGUGUUGUUGGAUCACCCUGAUGCUCUUGAACAGCUCAGAAAGAGACCACUGAGAGACGGUCGGCAGUGGCACGUCUGGCUGAAGCUGGACUGCGGCAACGGGAGAGCCGGUGUGCUGCACUCAGAUCCCGAGGCGCUCACAUUGGCCCGGGCCAUCGCGGAGACGCAGGGUGUGCAGCUAACAGGAGUGUACGCCCACUGUGGGAACUCCUACAACUGCAGAGGAGUGGAGCAGGUACAGACUGUCGCCCAGGAUACCACCAGCUUGACUCUGCAGUUCAUGGAAAAACUGAAGGCUGUGGGCAUCACCUGUAAGUCCAGCAUUGGCUCCACCCCCUCCUGCAGUCACCCGGUCAAAGAGAUGGCGCAGCUCAGCGAGGUGCAUCCCGGAAACUACGUCUUCUAUGAUGUGCAGCAGUCUGUGAUUGGCUCGUGCAGUCUGGAGGACGUAGCUGUGAGGGUUCUGACAAGGGUCAUCGGACACUGUUGCCACAGGAACCAGCUCCUGAUCGACUGUGGCUGGAGCGGAAUCAGUCUGGAUGGAGCUGGAAAACUUCCUACUGGAUAUGCUGUGAUUGAAGGACAUCCAAACCUCAAGUUGUUGUCCAUGACCCAAGAGCAUGGUCGAGUGGAGCCUGCCUCAGGACAGCUGGACUUCAGCAAAUACCCCCUCGGCACUCAGCUCAUGCUGAUCCCCUACCAUUCUUGUGCAACCGCAGCGAUGCAUCCCGUGUACCAUGUGCACUCCGGGGGGCGUCUGCUGGGGAAGUGGACACCCACUCGUGGGUGGUGAACAGCUGUCUAGCUUUCCAGCACAUUAACAAAGGAAAGAAGGACUUGUUGGAGCAACUUGUGACAUCCAUACUAGUAGAUGUCUGUGGCUGCAGAGUAAUCAUAUCUUCUGUGUCUGCUCCUUUUGGGGCAAAAGAUACAUAUGAGAAAGAAUAGAAUAUAAAUCCAAAUGGAACAUCUAGAUUUAUUCCAAAACCACAGGUUAAAUAAGACAUGGUGCUUUUGUAGACCUACUCCCAAAAUGUAUCUGAAUGAAUGUCGCCUGAUAAAUGUCACAGAUAUACACACCAUGCCGUCUCCUCAUCAUUUAUCAAUGUCACUUUGCAGUGUUUUGAAAUGUGUCAGUGUGGGGAUUUGACCAAAACAUUGUGCUAUUGCAAGGACAGAGCUGACUUUGCAUAGAAGGCUGAAAACAAUGGAGAAAAACAAGUAUGAUGCUAUGGUCAGCCAAUUAUCUGCAUGUUCCCACUUCGUGGUAAAUAAAAACUCUUCAUGACGAUGCA